CCCAACAAGGAGCAUAACAACUUUUUGCGUGAAGUGGUUUAAAAACUACGGCGGGUGCUUGGAAUAAUUUUUCAGAAAAAGGUCAUCUUAAAAAUGAAAACGAAAAAGGCGUUCCUUUGAUUCUCAAAAGCAUUUUAUAGUUUCCUUUGUUAUUUUUGUUUCUACUCAUAACCUCUCUGCAUCUCUGAGAAAUUAACAUCUGUUAAUAAUGUACUCUUAACCCCAUGAAUAUGUGAACAAUAUUUCUAAUAUGUUUUCAUUGAUGCCGACGAAGAUAUGGAUGCUCGCUUUCGUACCGGCCCUAAUGUUACAUGAAGCGUCACAUGUUUUGUGCAGUCCGCAUGAAGACGGAAGCUUGGUUCGUGUGGCGCGAGAGACGGACCAGUCCGUGGGUCUGAACGAAACCGAGUAUGCCAACCGGACGGGCGACACUGGCGACAACAGCCUGCCGUCCACCAUCUACCCUCCGUCGACCACCAUCCGAGAGAAAUUCGGCUUCACGGCCGAGACCGGCUCGACGGGCUCGCCGUUCCUGCAGGUGAAGGCGUCUCCGCCAACCACGGGCGCCAUGACCGGCUCGGCAGGCACCCGACCCAUGAUCAUCGUGGGCAGCAUCAUGCUGGCCGGCUGCGCGGGCGGCGCCGUCUACCUCUGGUACCUGCGCAAGGCCAAGCUGGACGCCGAGCACGCCGACGUCGGUGGCGAGCUGAUUCCGAUGCACGCCGAGGCGGCGCCGGAGCCCGGCGGCGACCCGGACGACGAAGAGGAGGACGCCGUCCCGGAGCCGUGACCCGAGCCGUGACCCGAGCCGUGACCGGAGCCGUGACCCGAGCCGUGACCGGAGCCGUGGCGAAUCCGUGCGGCGUCCGCCCGUCGGCGAUCUCGACCUCACACGUGCCCAAAACUCACAGCGAUGCUUCAUUUUGCGUAUAAAAACGUUCCUUUUCAGUUAGGAAUUUGAGAAACUGUGGACGUGCCACUGCUUCCAACCAUAAAAACCGUUCCAUUCAUACAUAUAUUUGAUCUAUAUUUCAGUUACUCGUGAUGCAUCAUUUCACUAUUAAGGCGGCGAUAAUUCUUAGCUGUGUAAAAUGUAUGCAUGCCUCGCUGCAAUCUAAAUACAACGAAGUGGAACCGCCUACUA
Amphibalanus amphitrite is the source of this 1144-nucleotide messenger RNA. RefSeq lists its product as uncharacterized. The transcript is spliced from 2 exons. The record is from RefSeq and is a predicted model, not a curated record. The coding region runs from base 251 to 790 and encodes 179 amino acids. Lineage: Eukaryota; Metazoa; Arthropoda; Thecostraca; Balanomorpha; Balanidae.